This is a messenger RNA of Aedes albopictus (Asian tiger mosquito), 5838 nucleotides long. RefSeq lists its product as uncharacterized. Gene Ontology annotation, molecular function: nucleic acid binding. The coding region runs from base 1 to 5838 and encodes 1945 amino acids. The record is from RefSeq and is a predicted model, not a curated record. Lineage: Eukaryota; Metazoa; Arthropoda; Insecta; Diptera; Culicidae. The transcript has 3 exons.
AUGGCUUCCUCACCCUCCAAGACCGAGCAAUGUUUGUUUUGCUCGAUGUCGGAGUCGAUGUCUGAGGACGUAAACUGGGUCCAAUGUGGGAAGUGUCAACACUGGGCACAUUUUUCUUGCGCUGGUGUUGAUCAAGGGGUUGUCAACAGUGAUUGGCGGUGCCCACAGUGUCUCCCAAGUAGUGCGCAGCAGCUGAAAGUUCCGGAUGCAGCGGCCAAGAAGCGGAGCAAGAAGUCCGGCCAAAGAAGCGAUGGAGGGUCCGAACUGGGAGCUGGCUCUGAUGUGGAUCCGAUUGAGAAGCAGUUGGAAGAGGAGCAACUCGCCAAGGAGAAGGCCUUUGCAAAGCAGAUGGCGGCGCGGAAGAAGCUACUUGCUCGGCAGAAGGCGGGGAAGGAAGAGCAGCAGAGGCAAGAACAGGAGAUGCGUGAGCUGAAACUCCAGGUUCAACGCGAAAUGGAGGAGCAGCAGUUGGAGCACGAACAGAAGUUACUGGACGCCCAACUGGCAGCAGAGCAAGCGUUUGUGAAGAAGCGGGAAGCGAUUCGGAGGCAGUUUACGAGCAGCGUCAACCGAGUCAACGCGCUGAAAGGCCAAGAAAGCGCUGUUGGCGAAGCUUCGGAGGACCAUCCGAAGAAGAGAGUGAAGGAGUGGCUGAAGGAUCAGUCGGCGGCAGUCGUCAAGCCGUCGACCGCGGAUUUUCGGGGAGCGUACCCGAAAGGAGACGAACAAUUCGGAGCGGGAUGCUCGACGCAAGUUGGCAAGCCAAAGCCGAUGUCGAAAGUGCCGGUGAUCACGGAAUUCGAAGCUGGCACAAGUGAGGACAGCGACAGUGAUGGCGACAGCAGCAGCGACGAGUCGUUUAAAGACGUUCGUGCGGAGAGCAGCCGGCGUGGCAGUCUGCGGAGGAGCAGAGUUGUUGACCGGCCGGGGCCAAGAGUUGGCCGAAUCUACGAAGAGCAGCUAGACGAUCGAGCGGAAAGCAGCCGGCAUAGCAGUCUGCGGAGAAGCAGAGGUGCUGAAGGGCCAGGGCCAAGCGUUGGUCGGAUCUCCAAGGAGCAACUAGCUGCUCGAAAAGCAGUGUCGCAACACCUUCCAAAGUUUCGGGGAGAAGCAGAAGUCUGGCCGCUGUUCAUUAGCAGCUUCGAAUAUACGACGGCGGCGUGCGGAUUUUCGAAUCUGGAGAACCUGAAGCGGCUACAGGACUGCUUGCAAGGCGACGCACUGGAGGCUGUGAGAAGCAGGCUGGUUCUACCAGACUCAGUUCCGGACGUGAUUGCAGAUUUACGGAACUUGUUCGGAAAGCUAGAGAAGCUGUUGAAGACGCUGCUGACGAAGGUGAGAAACGCUCCAGCGCCGAGAGCCGAUCGGCUGGAAACCUUCAUAAGUUUCGGCAUCAUCGUAAAGCAAUUGUGCGAUCAUCUCGAGGCGGCACAGCUCAACGACCACCUCAACAACCCGAUGCUAGUGCAGGAGCUGGUCGACAAAUUGCCGCCGAGCUACAAGCUGGAUUGGGUCCGGUAUAAGCGUGGCAGAGUGGACAGUCCGCUAAGGAUGUUCACUCGAUUCACAACCGACAUCGUUUCCGACGUCUCCGAGGUGACGGAGUUCUCUACACUGUCGGUGAACGAGCGGGUGCGGCCUGGAAGAGAGAAUCCCCGGAAGAAGGAGUUUGUGCAUGUGCACGAAUCAGAGAAGAGGCAGAAUGAAGGUUCUCGCAGCGAGGUGACCAGCCGGCCAUGUUGGAUUUGUAGGCGAACGGAUCAUCUCAUUCGUAAUUGCGAUGAGUUUAGGAGAAUGAACAUCGCGGAGCGGCUACGAGAAGUCGAGAAGCAGAAACUCUGCGGAAUCUGCUUGAACAAACACAGCGGAAGUCAGUGUUCGUCGAAGAUGCGGUGUAUGAUGCGGAAUUGCCAGGGAUCUCAUCAUCCUUUGCUGCACCGGGUGGAAGAAUCAGUGCAACUGCAAGAUGCGAAGUCAGACUGCAAGGUGAUUUUCCGGAUGAUGCAAGUGACACUUCACGUCGGCAAGCGGCAGUACGACACCGUCGCAUUUCUGGACGAAGGGUCGUCGGCGACGUUGGUGGACGACGCGGUGGCAAAGCGACUGAAGGCAGAAGGGACGCUAGAGCCGCUGAUAGUCACGUGGACCGGCAACAUCAACCGGUUUGAGAACGAGUCCAGAAGCGUGGAGAUGAUGAUGUCGGCGAAGGGCUCAAAGGAGAAGUAUCCACUGUUCAACACGCGGACAGUAUCUGAGCUGCAGCUUCCCAAACAGAAGGUUCGGUUUACAGAGGUGGUGAAGCGGUACACACAUCUUGCUGGUGUGCCGGUGAAGGACUUUCCGUCCGGCGUACCGACGAUUCUCAUCGGGCUAGACAACCUGCAUCUUUUCGCACCGCUGGAGUCUCGUGUUGGGAAGCCGAACGAACCGAUCGCAGUUCGGUCGAAGAUGGGCUGGACGAUUUACGGCUCCGAGAAACGGAGGCCUACGGCGCAGACGUAUUUAAACCUGCACUCCGUCACACCGGUGAGCAAUCAGGACCUCCACGACCUGAUACGGGAGCAGUACGUGCUGGAGGAGGCGCCAACCGCAUCAUACGCCAUUCCAGAACCAGCGGAAGAAAAACGGGCUCGAGAAAUCCUCGAGUCGACAACGAAGCGAGUAGGCGAUCGUUUCGAAACAGGCUUGCUGUGGCGAAGCGACGAAAGGCGAUUUCCGGACAGUUACCCUAUGGCCGUCCGGCGGAUGAAAGCACUCGAUCGAAAACUGGAACGAAACCCAGCGCUGAAGGAGAACGUGUGUCGGCAGAUUGAGGACUAUCAGUCGAAGGAAUACGCGCACAAAGCUACCGAUGCUGAGUUGUCGGAGACGCCGCUGAAUGCGGUGUGGUAUCUACCGCUGAACGUCGUGGUGAAUCCACGGAAACCAGGCAAGGUGCGACUAGUAUGGGACGCGGCGGCAUCAGUGAACGGAACGUCGUUGAAUUCGGAGCUACUUAAGGGUCCGGACAUGCUGGUCCCUCUUCCCCGAGUCAUCUGCCAUUUUCGAGGGCGUCCGGUGGCCUUCGGCGAGGACAUCCAGGAAAUGUACCACCAAAUCCGCAUCAGAACGGAGGAUAAGCAAGCGCAGCGGUUUCUCUUCAGGAACAGUAGCGAGGAAGCUCCGCAGGUGUAUGUCAUGGACAUGGCAACCUUCGGCUCGACGUGCUCGCCAAGCUCAGCACAAUACGUGAAGAACUUGAACGCUGAGCAGUAUUCGGAGCAGUAUCCAGAAGCGGCAGUAGCGAUAGUCAAGCGGCACUACGUUGACGAUUACUUCGACAGCGUGGACACAGUAGAGGAAGCGAUCCGGCGAGCCAACGAAGUGAAAUUCGUUCAUUCGUGUGGCGGGUUCCGAAUCAGGAACUGGGUGUCGAAUUCCGGAGAGUUCCUGGAGAAGCUUGGAGAGCGAAGUGGUGAGUCGGCAGUGCAUUUCAGCCUGGACAAGAGCACGGACUACGAGCGGGUGCUAGGAGUUGUAUGGGAUACGAUCCAAGACGUUUUCUGUUUCGCAAAGGCCUCGAAGACAGAACACUCGAAGGUCCUACGAGGAGAAGAACGUCCGACGAAGCGAAUUGUGCUCAGUAUAGUGAUGGCACAGUUUGAUCCGGUGGGUUUCCUCACGCCAGUCACCAUUCUGGGAAAAAUGCUGAUCCAAGACCUCUGGAGGACAGGCUGUCGGUGGGACGACGAAGUGGACGAAGCAUCCUUCAACAAGUGGAAACGGUGGACGAACAUUCUAGCGGAUGUGCACGCAUUCAGACUGCCACGCAGCUACUUCGGUCACGCUCGGUUGGAAGAGAUUAGCGACGUACAAUUGCACAUUUUUGCGGAUGCGAGCGAGACGGCGUACGGAUGCGUAGCGUAUUUCCGAGCAAUAGUACGAGGAGAAGUGAUGUGCGCGCUGGUAAUGAGCAAAGCAAAGGUAGCACCGUUAAAGCAGCUGUCAAUUCCUCGUUUGGAACUUCUGGCAGCGGUUCUUGGGGCACGGAUGUUGCAGACGGUACGCGAGAACCACAACUUCGUCAUCACGAAGCGCCGCUAUAAGCAGUUCGUCGGAUUCCGCAUUGGAGAAAUCCUGAGCCUGACGAGACUGGCAGACUGGCGAUGGGUGCCAACAAGGCUGAACGUAGCGGACCAGCUGACGAAGUGGGGCAAGAAUCCGGAGAUACACCCGGACAGCCCGUGGGUGCGAGGACAGCAGUUCCUGUACGAGAGCGAGGAAGACUGGCCGAUGAAGAGUUUGCCGCCGGUGAACACAACGGAGGAACUACGAGUGCACCUGUUGUUGCACGAUGUGAAGGUCCCAGCGGUGCUUGUGGACGCGAAUCGCUUCUCGAAAUGGACGGUCCUGGUGCGAACGAUGGCGUGUGUGCUACGAUUCGUAUCGAACUGUAAGCGGAGGAGGGAACGGCUUCCAAUUGAAACUCUGCGAGCGACGAGCAGUCAACUGAAGGUGCGGUUAUCGAAUAAAGGUGUGUCAGUUCGCGUACCCUUGAAGCAAGAGAAGUAUGAGAAGGCGGAAAGGUGUCUGCUGAAGAUAGCACAGUCUGAAUGCUUCAUCGACGAACUGAAGGUGCUGUCCAGGAACCAGUGUCGACCAGUAAGCCAGUGGAUGGCCAUCGAGAAGGCCAGCCCGCUAUACAAGCUGACUCCGAUGAUCGACGAAGACGGACUGAUACGGAUGGAGGGACGCGUCGAAAGAGCUGAAUUCCUACCGUUCGACCUCCGUCUUCCGGGCGACCACCGAAUUACGCGGCUGAUAGUUCAGCAUUAUCACGAGCGGUGUGGCCACGGAUACCGCCAGGCGGUGAAGAACGAAUUGCGACAGUUGUACCACAUUCCGAACGUAGAUGCAGUGGUCCGGAAGGUGUCGGCUUCCUGUGUAUGGUGCAAGGUACAUCGAUGUCGUCCGGAAACUCCAAGAAUGGCGGCACUGCCAGUGCAGCGACUGACGCCAAAUCUACGGCCGUUCAGCUACGUCGGAGUUGAUUACCUGGGGCCGCUCGACGUGACCAUAGGGCGCAGAACGGAGAAGAGGUGGAUUGCGCUGUUCACCUGCAUGCCAGCAAGGAAGUACAUAGUGGAGUCUGUGCUGGGCAUCAGCGAUGACUGUGCAAACCAACUGACGAACGCGAGGACGAAGUGGACGUUCAACCCUCCGGCCGCACCACACAUGGGUGGCGUUUGGGAGCGGUUGGUACGUUCGGUGAAGGAAGCGCUCACCGCGCUCGAUGACGGAAGGCGAUUGACGGACGAGAUCCUGCAGACGGCAAUUGUGGAAGCGGAGGACAUCAUCAACUCCCGUCCACUGACAUACGUGUCGCAGGAGUCUGUAGAAGCAGAAGCACUCACUCCAAACCAUUUUCUGAGGGGUGCAUCUCCGAACCAGCCGUGUGUGACGCGGUUUCCUCCUCAACCAGCGGAGGCCCUUCGGGACGCGUUCCAGCGUUCGCAGCAGUUAGUCAGCGUAAUUUGGGAACGAUGGAUCAAGGAGUACGUGCCAUCGUUGAACCAGAGGACGAAGUGGUUCGGCGAAUCGAGGCCAUUGCGAGUUGGAGAGGUAGUGUACGUGGUCGAGGGUGCGAACCGGAAGUGCUGGGUCCGUGGAGUAGUUGAAGAGGUCAUCGCGUCCGGCAACGGAAGAAUCCGUCAAGCGUGGGUGCGUACCAGCACUGGAAGGUACAAGCGAGCAACAGUGAAGCUGGCCAGGAUGGAGAUAGACUGUGGUAACCCUGAGCCGGAUGAGGCCUCCGGGACAGAGUUACGGGCCGGGGAAUGUUCUGGCAGCACUGCAUGA